This is a messenger RNA of Lachancea thermotolerans CBS 6340, 2832 nucleotides long. It is a transcript of the gene RPN2, whose product is annotated as proteasome regulatory particle base subunit RPN2. Gene Ontology annotation, molecular function: enzyme regulator activity. The transcript has a single exon. The record is from RefSeq and is a predicted model, not a curated record. Bases 1 to 2832 code for a protein of 943 amino acids. Gene Ontology annotation, biological process: regulation of protein catabolic process; proteasome-mediated ubiquitin-dependent protein catabolic process. Lineage: Eukaryota; Fungi; Ascomycota; Saccharomycetes; Saccharomycetales; Saccharomycetaceae. Gene Ontology annotation, cellular component: proteasome complex; proteasome regulatory particle, base subcomplex; proteasome storage granule.
AUGUCGGUUGUUACAGCAGCUCCUCUCCUGGCUCUGCUGAACGAAAACGAUAAUGUUGCAAAGUCCUAUGCUUUAGAGGCAAUUAACGAAGUUGUUGAUCAACUGUGGUCCGAAAUUUCCAAUGAAAUUACUCAGAUAGAGGCUCUAUAUGAUGACAAUUCCUUUCAAGAUCGUAAGCUUGCGGCUCUCGUGGCUUCGAAGGUAUACUAUAACUUGGGAGAGUACGAAUCUGCUGUGAAGUUCGCGCUUGCCGCUGACAACUACUUCAACCUGGAUGAAAAGUCACAGUUUGUGGAAACUAUAGUGUCCCAGAGUAUCGACAUGUAUAUUAAGUCAUCAGCAAAAAACUAUGAGAGUUCAGGUUCCGAGGUCAAGAUUGACCCCCAAUUGUCAUCGGUAUUCGAAAGAAUGCUAGAGAAAUGUGUCGAAUGCGGGGACUUCAAGCUAGCUCUUGGUAUUGCACUAGAAAGCUACAGACUUGAUGUCGUUGAAAGGAUCUUGAAGGCAAGAGUGGAGCAAGACUCCGACGCCAAUGCUCUCAAGCUCAUUACUUAUGUUCUAACCGCUGCAUCUACUACGGUCACCAGCACGCCCUUUAGAACAAGUAUCCUUCACUCUUUGUUUAAUAUUUUGAUGUCCACGAAGAGCCCAGAAUACUUCACUGUCUCUAAAAUCAUUGUGAACCUGAAUGACUUAAACUUGGCUUUGGGCCUAUUCAAGAAACUGGCGCAAGAAGAAGCAGCAGAAAUAUCUUACCAAAUUGCAUAUGACCUUGUUUCUUCUGCCACUCAAGGUUUACUGGAGGGGCUACACUCUUCGCUCGCUGCGGAAGGAGCCGACGAGAAGCUAUUAGACAUACUUUCUGGAAUACCGACCUGCGACUACAAUAACACGUUUUUGUUUAGGAACAAAAACAUCGACAUGGGUUUAUUGAACAAGUCUAAAUCCUCGAUGGAUGGAAAGUUUUCAUUGUUUCACACCGCAGUUAGUGUGGCAAAUGGUUUUAUGCAUGCAGGUACCACAGACGAUUCAUUCAUUAGAUCCAACCUCCCCUGGUUAGGCAAGGCACAGAACUGGGCAAAGUUCACUGCCACUGCUUCUCUGGGUGUCAUCCACAAGGGUAAUCUAUCUGAUGGUAAGAAAAUCAUGGAGCCAUAUUUGCCAGGAAGUCGCGCGGCUUCCCGCUACAUCAAGGGAGGCUCGCUAUAUGGGCUGGGUUUGAUUUACGCUGGCUAUGGCAGGGAAAUCAUAGACUACAUGAAGUCACAUGUCAUCGAAAACAGCUCUUCAGUAGGAGACGAGGAUGUCGAUGUGUUGCUACAUGGUGCUUCUUUGGGCAUAGGGUUAGCUGGAAUGGGUUCUGCCAACAGUGAGUUGUACGAAGCAUUGAAAGAGGUCUUGUACAAUGACUCUGCUAAUUCUGGUGAGGCUUCGGCACUUGGUAUGGGGUUGAUAAUGCUUGGUAGCGGCGACGAAAACGCUGUUCAAGACAUGUUCACUUACGCACAAGAAACUCAGCACGGUAACAUCACCCGUGGGUUAGCUGUGGGCCUGGCGGUUAUCAACUAUGGCAGAAAAGAGCUCGCUGACAGCUUAAUAGAGAAGAUGCUGCUGCAUGAGAACGCACUUCUCAGAUACGGUGGUGCUUACACCAUAGCCCUCGCCUACGCUGGUACGGGUGAUAACAAGGCUAUCAAAAAGCUGCUGCACAUAGCAGUCUCAGACUCCGACGAUGACGUUAGAAGAGCUGCUGUUAUAGCUUUAGGGUUUGUCUUGAUACGCGAUUACACCACUGUUCCUAGAAUUGUGGAAUUACUAGCUGAGUCGCACAACGCCCACGUUCGUUGCGGAACUGCCUUUGCUCUUGGUAUUUCCUGUGUCGGAAGGGGCUUACAAGCAGCCGUCGAUGUUUUGAUGCCCUUGACUAAAGAUCCUGUUGACUUUGUGCGUCAAGCUGCUAUGAUUGCCUUGUCUCUCAUUCUGAUGCAACAAACUGAAAAAACGAAUAGCAAGGUUAAGGACAUCAAUGACCUUUUCCUCAAUGUUGUUUCAAACAAGCACCAGGAAGGUCUAGCCAAGUUUGGAGCUUGCGUUGCGCAAGGUAUCAUGAAUGCGGGUGGUCGCAACGUCACAAUCCAACUGGAAAACGUUGACAUGGGUACCCUCGAUACUAAGGCUGUUAUUGGAUUGGCAAUGUUCUCACAAUUCUGGUACUGGUUCCCUCUAGCUCAUUUCCUGUCUCUUUCUUUCACGCCUACUAGCAUCAUUGCCGUGCGUGGCCAGGACUUGAGCAUCCCUGCUUUUAAGUUCAACUGCCAUACAAGGCCAGACGUGUUUGAAUAUCCCCCAAUGUACGAAGAAAACACGGAUAAAAACGUCGAAAAAGUGGCUACUGCUGUCUUGUCAACUACUGCUAAGGCAAAAGCAAGAGCAAAGAAGACAAAGAAGGACGGCAAGGAUACCGUUGAGGAGAAGCCAAGGAGAGAAUCAAAAUCAGAGUUGAAGCCUGAAACAAAAGAAGAAGAAAAGAAGCUUGAACCUGAUCAGAAAGACGAUGCUCCUUUCAAGAUCAAAUAUACUAACAAGCCAUACCAAAUCGAAAACGCAUCUCGUGUGGUCCCCCAACAACUCAAGUACAUUGCCUUCUCUAAGGAAGACCGGUUUGUUCCUGUACGGAAAUUCAAGGGUAGCAACGGUGUCAUAGUUGUAUUUGAUAAAACCCCAGAUGAACCAGCUGAGCUUAUCAAAACAACGAAGCAAAAGAAGGACGUUGACGCGCCUUUACCAACACCUUUCAAGGUUGAGGAUGAGUUAGAGUUUUCAAAGCUGUAG